GGUGUAAAUUAUAUUCUGUAAAUUUAUUCCGAGCAGAACAGUUUGGUGUAGGUUAUUCUACGUACUUUACUUCUCUGUUUCCAAAACUUCAUUCAAAUAUUCUUAAAUUAGCAUAACAAUGUCAUUUGGAGUUCUACACCUGCUGACAAUGCGAUGUUACGCGCACCGGACUUCAUUGACGUCAAAGUAGUUCGGAGGAGGAAGAUAUUAGAUAAUAGAUAGUGUGCAGUUGAGUUUACAGUGAUGUUUGUAGUAAAUAUAACGUAUUGAUAAUGAGAGAAGAACUGUUCAGAUGUUGUAAACAAGGAAAUGCAACGCGAGUGAAGUACUUACUAGAAAACACUGACAUCAAUCCAAAUGUUAGAGACGAAUGGGAUAGUACACCGUUAUAUUAUGCUUGUCUCUGUGGUCACAGUCAGGUGGUUGACUUGUUGCUAAUGAAUGGUGCUCAUUGCGAUGCCAAUACUUUUGAUGGAGAGCGUUGUGUUUAUGCAGCACUUACUGACGAAAUAUCUGAAAAGCUACGAAGUUACAGAGUUCUGUCCAGUCGUACGAUGCGACGUGAUUAUUAUGACGAAUUCUUGCGCCGCCUGUUGCAGUGUAGUGAAUACAGCGAUGUAACAUUUGUUGUACACGACGAAGAGUUUCAUUUGCACAAAUGUAUACUUUCCUCAAGAUCAGCAUACUUUCGCAACAAGUUUAGAGCCAAAUGGCAAUUUCGACAAGUUGUGACUAUUACGAACAAUUUAGUAAAGUCAAACGCUUUUAGAGCACUGAUACAAUACUUGUACACAGGACGUUUAGAAACCCACCUGGACUCUGUGGAUGAUUGUAUUCUUCUGAGUUCGAAUUGCAAGCUGUUUGUCCUGGAAGAAGAGCUGAAGAAAGCACUUAAAAAAGUUGCUUCUCAAUAUGUCAAACCAGGUAUGCAUGUCAAAGUUAUUGUGUUAGAAUCGUCUGAGCUUACCGGUCAACUUCAAGAAGACUUUGGAAGAAUGGCUGAUGACGUUGUAAGCUGUUAUGAACCGCAAAACUUUGCUGAUUUGUGUUUGUACGUUGACGGGCGUUCAUUUUAUUGUCAUAAAUUGUUUGUUUGUGGCCGGAGUGAGUAUUUUAGCACCUUAGUGAGAAAGGAUCAUUUCAAUGAAGUGAAUAUUGAUACCGAGUUUGAUGUUCCAGUGAUAAGAAUUAAUGGAGUGCCUGUGGAAGUCCUUGCAGCAGUAUUGUAUUAUAUAUAUACCAAUGCUGUCAAUGUUCCUCCUGACCUUUUAUUGGAUCUUCUACAUGCUGCUGACAUGUAUUUGUUACCAGGUCUAAAAAAGUCUUGUGCAGCAUUGUUGGGUCAGUAUUUGAACACAGAAUGUGUGAUGGCAUACUUACACACAGCACGUUUGCUUGGCUUACCACAACUUGAAGACCAGUGUGCAAAAUUCAUUGCACAGAACAUUUACACAAUGCGGAAUAAUAAAUCAUUACAUCAGAUGAUUUUACAAGAUGCAAUGGAUAUUCAACAUCGACAAGAGACGGACAGUAUUUCUAUUGUUGAUGACAUCAGGUACCAUAUCACCUCACACAUUGCCAGUAUCAGUGAAACAAUUGAAGCAAAUAACAAGUUGAAGGAAAUUGAUGAAUUGCUUGAAACCUUGGGGCUGGAUGCAUAAUCAAAGUCAUUGUUAUCAACUGUAUCUGUUGUUUUGUUUGUUGGUUUUUAUUUUAUAAAACAUGUUGACAUUUUUAAUUUGAAAUAAACUAAUGUGGAUCA
Messenger RNA from Schistocerca nitens (vagrant locust), 1762 nucleotides. RefSeq names its product ankyrin repeat and BTB/POZ domain-containing protein 1. The coding region runs from base 273 to 1661 and encodes 462 amino acids. Gene Ontology annotation, molecular function: protein binding. The transcript has a single exon. Gene Ontology annotation, cellular component: cytoplasm; ubiquitin ligase complex. Lineage: Eukaryota; Metazoa; Arthropoda; Insecta; Orthoptera; Acrididae. The record is from RefSeq and is a predicted model, not a curated record.